GUUGUUCGUUUUAAACUUCCUGAUGUCAUUUUUUUCAGAGUGUUUAUACGGAUUACUUCUGUAAAAAAUGAGAAUUGUACAAGUGCUUAUUAAUAAACCAUCCAAAGAUACUAGAGUGCUUAUUUUAUCAGAAUCUACAGGAAUCAUCGCUAAUGGCGAAAAACAUUAAAAUUUAGACGAAUACUUGCGGGGACAAGAUUUUAAUGCAGAAAUCAUGUUCUGUAAGAAUACCAGUUCGGUAUCUGAGGCAGGUUACGGAGAACUGCUGUUCAAUAUUGUAGAGGCAGAUACAUUAGAAGUUUUAAAAUCGGUACUAUCACGUGGUUGUGACAUCAACCAGUCAGAUUUCAAAGGAGUUACACCUUUAAUGAUUGCUGUCAGAAACGGUCAGAACGAAAUGGUACAGUAUUUAUGCAAUAAUUGUGCAGACGUAAACAAACCUACAAAUAAUGGCGAAACUGCUCUCUAUAUCGCAUGUGAUAAAGUGAAUCGUGGCUCAGUGGAGAUACUUCUUGACGCCGGAAGUGACGUCAAUAUUACAACAAACGAUCUUCAUCCGCAGACCGGACGUUCACCUUUAAUGGUUGCUCUGCCAUCAACAUAUGAAAUAAAUGUAAACAAAAAGAAAAAAUCUGAAGCAAUAGAUAUAAUCAAAAUGUUAUUGUCGUAUGGCUGUGAUAUUGACGCACGUGACUGGGCCGGAAACACUGCGAUCCACAUUGCGGCAGAAAGACAAGACCUUCAUUCCAUUGUUUUACUGGCAGAAAACGGUGCAAAUCUCCACAUACGGAACAAUUAUGGUUUUACUGCAUUUGAAGACGCUAUACAGCCGAAUAGGCAGCGUUACGAUGUUGCAACUCUUCUUCUACUGUAUGGCUAUGAUAUUGAAACAAUGAAACCAGAACCCCACCCUUUAAUAUCUAUAAUAAAAGGGAUACAUGAUACUGAAGCCAAAUACUUCUUGGCAUCAACAUUCACCAGAAAAUGCCUUUUAGAACUGCUACUGAAUGUGGUAAAUUUUGAUAAUGAAUUGGCAGAAGAAAUGCAUGUUGCCCUAAGAAAUUGUCCAAACAUCCUACCACGGGAUAAGUUCUUUUUGGAACGUUUCUUUGAAAUAGAAAGACCGAGAAGACUCCAAGAUUUGUGCAGAUUUGUUGUAAGGAAGGCACUAGGCACGAGCCUAAUAAAAGGAAUACGUUCUCUCCCUGUCGCAAAAACAGUAAAACGUUUUCUUGCUUUAGAUUUUGAUAUCGACAGAAUUGACCCGCUACGAAUAUUGGAGUUAGAUAAUGCUAUAGAAGAAGGCGAAGAACAGCUUGCGAAAGAGCUAGUUGCUUCUGGCAUUGACCUGAACUUUUCAUUUUCUGAACAAACGCCGCUCACAAAAGCAGCAAGAAAUGGAAAUGCCAUGUUGUGCGCUUUGUUUCUGGACAAUGGCGCAAAGGUUGAUUUACAGGAUAAUGUUGGUGUGACGGCUGUACACUGGGCGGCUUCAAACGGGCAUCAGUCAGUUGAAGAGCUGUUGAUUAAAUAUGGUGCCGAGGCUAAUGAAAGUGACGUAUUAAAUGACGAAAACACUACAACCAAGAUGGCAACUAGUAUUGCAAAACAGUCAUGUCAUUAGAUUUUGUCUUUAGCCAAGCAAACUGAACUAUUGACCGGUAAAUAGCACAAAUUAUUACUUCUGGAUCUUUGUCUUGGCUUAAGGCAUCCGGUGUUUUAUAUUCAUGUGAACUUACAAUUCUAACAGAGAUAGUGACUUUGAUAAAGUCAAUGUAUAUUUUGAAAUAAGAGAAAUCAAAAACAGCAACAUCAGAAUAAAUUUUAUAUUUCCAUGAGAAGUAAAGAUUAACAUGAAUUGUUUGCCACAGUUAUGGUAUUUUUCAUGAAAAACUAUAAUAAACUAUAUUAAUCA
This is a messenger RNA of Mercenaria mercenaria, 1915 nucleotides long. RefSeq names its product putative ankyrin repeat protein RF_0381. Gene Ontology annotation, molecular function: protein binding. Lineage: Eukaryota; Metazoa; Mollusca; Bivalvia; Venerida; Veneridae. The coding region runs from base 215 to 1624 and encodes 469 amino acids. The transcript has a single exon. The record is from RefSeq and is a predicted model, not a curated record.